AUGCAGCGCCACGGCCCCACCUCCGUGCUGCUCCUGCUGCCACUGUCCCCGCUGCUGGCACUGCUGCUGGGCGCGGCCACUGCAGCUCCCUUGGCACCAAGACCUUCCAGGGAGGAGCUGACCCGCUGUCUGGCAGAGGUGGUCACAGAAGUGCUGACGCUGGGCCAGGCUCAGCGAGGACCCUGCAUGGCCCUCCUCCACAAAGAGAUGUAUGAGACAGAGCCCUACGGCUGUGUGGCCAGCGAGGAGAAAGGCCUGCUGGCUGGGGACGUCAAGAAGCCGGAGGCUGGGGAGACCAGGCCCAGCCAGGAGGUGAGGGACGAGGAAGAGGAGGAAGCAGCGGCGAGGACCCACAAGUCUGAGGUGCGGGAACAGGCCAUCCUAGAGCAGCUGCACAGCCGGCUCCGCCAGGAGGAGGAGGAGGAGGAGGAAAAGAAAAGGCCUGUGGAGACCUUGGAGGGCCUGUGGAAGCGGCCCCUGGAAGGAGGGGGCCUGCAGAAGCGGGUGGCAGAGAAGGCCAGCGACGAGGAGACAGCCCAGUUCGAGGCGGAGAAGGGCAUGCUGGGUGGGGGCCGCGGCCUAUGGCCGGGGGCUGAAGGGGGCAGAGGAGAAAGGCAUGAGGAUGUGCUGCACCCCGGUCACCUCCACCAGCCAGAGGCUGAGGCCAAGCUGGAGGAGAAGGAAGAGGCGUCUGAGAGGGAGGAGCAGGAUGUGGAGCGGCUGCGGCACAUGAGAGAUGAGCUGAAGAAGGCGACAGAGAUGCUGGGGCAGGAGCUCCGGCGGGAGGGCUGA
Talpa occidentalis (Iberian mole) is the source of this 792-nucleotide messenger RNA. RefSeq names its product coiled-coil glutamate rich protein 2 (gene CCER2). NCBI's taxonomy places the organism in Eukaryota, Metazoa, Chordata, Mammalia, Eulipotyphla, Talpidae. The transcript has 5 exons. The coding region runs from base 1 to 792 and encodes 263 amino acids. The record is from RefSeq and is a predicted model, not a curated record.